Hippoglossus stenolepis (Pacific halibut) is the source of this 2329-nucleotide messenger RNA. Its product is annotated as mitochondrial uncoupling protein 2. Gene Ontology annotation, molecular function: oxidative phosphorylation uncoupler activity. Lineage: Eukaryota; Metazoa; Chordata; Actinopteri; Pleuronectiformes; Pleuronectidae. Gene Ontology annotation, biological process: mitochondrial transport; adaptive thermogenesis; response to cold. The record is from RefSeq and is a predicted model, not a curated record. The transcript has 6 exons. Gene Ontology annotation, cellular component: mitochondrial membrane. Bases 439 to 1362 code for a protein of 307 amino acids.
UGCCUGUCAUGUGUCUGCUCAUGUUGGGCGGAGCAGCAGCAGCAGCAGAGGCUGGUGUGUCUUUACACUCAGUCAGGUGUUUCAGUGGCUGAGCGGUUUCUCGAGGAGGCAGACUACUUCCUGCUUUGUUCUUGAUUUCAUAUUUUUGUAGUGGUUUGAUAGAUUAGAGUUUUUUAUGGCUCACCUGCGCUCCUGCUUUUCAACACACAUACUUUUCUUACCUGGGACUUGACUCUGGCUGAAGCAGCCGGCUCACCGGCAUCUGAUCCCAGGACAGGAAGUCGUGACAGGGACGACGUUUAUGUCGUAGGAUAUGAUGCAUUACAGGUGACACUGGGCUUAAGCUGCUUUAUCGGCUGCAGAUUGAUUGGUUGAUGGGCUGGGCUCGGUGUUGAGGUGGAUUGAAUUUAGUUGAUCGUCUGAGCUGAGUCACAGAUCAUGGCUGGGAGAGGGACGGUCGAUCUGGCCCCUUCAGCCGCUGUCAAGGUCUUCUCAGCAGGAACAGCUGGCUGCGUGGCCGACCUGGUCACUUUCCCCCUGGACACAGCCAAAGUCAGACUGCAGAUCCAAGGUGAAUUCAAGCCCUCAGUGGGAGUCCAGAGGCCGAGAUACCGGGGCGUGUUCGGCACCAUCUACACCAUGGUGAAAACCGAGGGCGCGAGGAGUCUGUACAGUGGCCUGGUGGCCGGGCUGCAGAGACAGAUGAGCUUCGCCUCGGUGCGGAUCGGCCUCUACGACACCAUCAAGCAGGUUUACAGCAGAGGAUCAGAGAACGUAGGAAUCGGGACUCGGCUGCUGGCGGGCUGCACCACGGGGGCCAUGGCGGUGGCGCUCGCUCAGCCCACUGAUGUGGUCAAAGUCAGGUUCCAGGCUCAGGUGCGCCUUCCGGAGGGCGGCUCCGCGAAGAGAUACAGCAGCACCAUCGAGGCCUACAAGACCAUAGCCAGGGAAGAAGGCGUCAGAGGGCUCUGGAAAGGUGUUUUCCCAAAUAUAACUCGUAAUGCCAUCGUGAACUGCUCCGAGCUGGUGACGUAUGACAUCAUCAAAGAGCUCAUCCUGCAGCACAAACUGAUGACAGACAACAUGCCGUGUCACUUCACCGCAGGCUUCGCCGCAGGUUUCUGCACCACCAUCGUAGCGUCCCCGGUGGACGUGGUCAAAACACGCUUCAUGAACUCAGUCCCCGGGCAGUACAGCGGUGCCAUGAACUGUGCCCUCACCAUGCUAAUUAAAGAGGGGCCCACAGCUUUCUACAAGGGAUUUGUGCCCUCGUUUCUUCGUCUGGGUUCCUGGAACAUCGUGAUGUUUGUGAGCUACGAGCAGAUCAAGAGAGCGGUGGUGAGAUUUCAGCAGACCUGGUAGUCCUCGCUGGGUCCUGUGUGGCCGCUGCUGCGGCACUGGAGCGAUGAAGCAGGACGUUCUUAAAGAGAGAGAGAGAGUCUGCUGCCGGUCUGGACCUGCUCCUCCUCAGGGAUGAAACUACAUCUGCACUGACUGUACUGUCCAUGAAGAGGCCCUGUAGGCUCCUCUAUGGGCCCUAUAGAAAAACUGCAGGGAUGUUUUUAUGUUCAUGAUUUUUUUCAUAACAUGCGCACAUUGUUAUACAUGUUUUGUAAUGUUGUUUUAGGCCUUUUCACAGAGGACAUUGUAACAUGUUGCAGUAAUUGAUACAAUACUUUUCCAUUUAGCUGCUUCAGUUUCAGGGUCGGGUGUUUAGCUACGAAUCAAUCCCCCAGAUUGAUUUUACAACCUGGCUGAAUUUGAGCGAGACCGAGUUGGAUUCAUGGCCUGCUUGAACUUGUGUUUGGCUGUUUUCAUGAGCAGUUUCUGUUUUAUUCAUCUGAUGUCCCACAAAUCAGUAGUUGUGUAAUACUUUACAUGUUGUAGACUUGUCAGCAGAGGCGUUACAACAGGAUAUGGGCAGGUAAUGUCCUUAGGGUCCAGAGAACCGCAGUUAUGAUAUCUUUGUUUCAGGAGACUGCAAUGACACCACUGUCAGAAACCUCUAAUCUGGCCUCAUGCCAGUAGCUUUCCAUUCUUUCUUUCUUCUCGAUAAGAGUACGGUACAAUUUAAAGUGUGAGUGAAGUCACAGGCUCUGACUGCGCAUGAAGGCAGAUUAAAACAUGAGGAGUUCACACAUCUUGCAAUUUUUUUUUAAUAUUAUGCAAACUGUGAAUUAUACAUGAUAUAUGGAUUUUAUAUUUCAUGUUAUGUCCUAUACAAAUAUGCAUAUUUGUAUUUGUUCACUAGGUAAAUGAUACAAAUUAAGCAGGAUACUGAAACCACAUCCACAGGAUUUAUUUCCAAAUAAAAUAAAGUACCCAAAAA